Messenger RNA from Crotalus tigris (Tiger rattlesnake), 4052 nucleotides. Its product is annotated as interaptin-like. The record is from RefSeq and is a predicted model, not a curated record. Lineage: Eukaryota; Metazoa; Chordata; Lepidosauria; Squamata; Viperidae. Bases 311 to 1639 code for a protein of 442 amino acids. The transcript has 11 exons.
AGGUUGCCGCGGAAACGAAAGUGGCCCGUAGCUGCAUUGCCCUUUUUUUUUGUUGGAGAGCUGAGCUUGUUCCAGAAAGUCCCAAGGGUGCUUUUUCAGGAGGCAACUGGACUUUCUUUUUUUUUCCUCUUUGAAGACGUUUCGCUUUUCAUCCAAGAAGCUUCUUCAGCUCCAGAAAGAUGAUGAGCAGAAAUGGACACAAAUUAGAUUUUGAAAAAUUGGCAACAGCAGGAUAGUAUAAAAUAUGAGUACUGAUUACACUUGGACUACACUAGACUUUUAAAUACUUGCUGACUUAAAACAUAAUUGUAUGAAUGAUGAAAUGGAAAAUACAUCAUUAAGCAUAGAAUCUGAAUACAUAAAGAAUCUUCAACAGCAAAUUUAUUUCCUUGAAUUGGAAGCUAAGUUUCUUCGUGAGCAGACUAAAAAAGCAAUUAAUACUCAGCCUCUCCUUGCAUGUGAAAUGGAACAUAUGACACAAAAUCUACAGACAUUACAGUUUAAGGCUGAUGGCCUUGAACUGGAGCUGAAGCGAAAGAAAGAUGGUUUAAACAUGCUGAAGAUGGAAAGAAAUCAACUUAAUAGCCAAAUCAGUAUGGUUAAUGAACAGCAUUUAAAAGAGAAACAGGGUUUGGUAGAGGAAAUCAGACAAUGGAAGAGAGAGAAAGCAGAGAAAGAUGAGCAAAUCUCUGCAAAACACAUUGAGAUCUCAUACGCUAAGCAGCAAAUGGAAGAGCAACAAAUUAAUCUGAAAAACAAAGAACAAACUAUCCUCAUGCUAAAAACAAAGGUGACUCAACAGUUGGAACGGCAAAAGGCAACGGAGUUGCAGCUUUCUGAAAAGAAAAAGGAAUGCUUGGAAGUGCAGUCUGCAGUACAUGAAUUGGAAGAAAAAAUCCUUAAGAAAACAGCAGCAAUGCAUGAGCAAAUUACUCAUGAAUUACGGAAUGAGAUAUCUUUUCUGUACCAUCAAAUUCGUGAGCGGGAGCUACUGGCAGAACAGGAUCGUCUCUUACGAAGUAAAAUAGCGGAUGAUUAUGCAGCUUUGACCAAGGAAAAUAAUCUCUUGCAAUCCAGGUUUUUGGAACUUGUCAAACAAAGGGACAUUGAAAAAGUUCUCAAGGAAGAAGUGUAUACAACCCAUUCAGCGAGCAUUGUUCAGUUUCUGACAGUGAAAGAUCAGGAAGAGCAUCUGCAACGUGAGAUUAAGAGAUACCAAGACCUUCUGGAGCAAGAAAUGAGCACCUUCCAGGAACUUGAAGAUAAGAUUAGCAUGCUAGAAAAAAGAAGCACAACUGUUGAUUUAAAUAUUGCAACAUUAAGCAGCCGAAUAGCUGAAGUUAGAGCUAUGCUAGAAAAAGAAGAACAAGACAACAUCGAACUAAAAAGAGAGAAUUCUCUGCUAAUUGAUUUUGCAUCUAAUCUAAAAAAGCAGCUUGCUGGAAAAGAAAACAGUCUACUGGAGGCAUCAAAUAAGGUGUUGGACCUGGAUGAAGCAAUUUCAGCAUUAAAAAUGAAGCAUACAUUACAUCAAUCUCUUCAAUCAGACAAAUGGGACAAAAUCUAUAAAAUGGCAAAUUCCAUGAAGAAACUCAGCAAUUCAAUGGUGGAUAUUAUUGAUAGAAUAGGAAAAGAAUAAUUGAGAUGUUUUAAUGAGCUUUGAUUUUAUAUAGGAAAUGUUGAAUUAUGUAUGAUUUCAUAGAACCUGAAGAAUUAUUCUUGAAGCAUGUCAAUUUAGUCAUGUUAAUUAUUCUUUGAAACAUGACUGUACACAGAAGGAAGAUGCAGUGGUAUAUGGGAAUGACUUUGGGAGGUAGGAGGAAAACCCAUAGAAGACCCACUUGAUCUAGUCAAAUAAGCAAUGGUCAGAUAAACAGCUGAGCUCUCAGAAAGAAUGGGGGCAUGGCACAUUUUAGAAGAGACUCUUUCUAGUUUCUUGAGGUGUAAAGAGAAGGUGGGGGAGAUGUACAUUCAGGUUCACAAAAUUCUGUAAAUUUAACCUUACAAUAAAGAUGGAAUUGGUAUUUCUAGGUAUGCUUCCUGUCUGGACUAUCUUACAAGGCUGAAAUAAGAUGACUUUGAAAUUUAAACUUUCGAAAGCAAUUAUAAACCUAAGCAUAAUCUAUACUCACUUUGUAAAUAUUUGUACAUUUAAUUAUUGCUGGUGGAACAAUCAUUUAGACCAUCUUUAAAAAUAAUUAUAAUAGCUGGGGGACAAUUGAUUUGGGGACAUGAAAUUGUUCUUUUACCAAAGGACAAUAUUUCCUUAAAAAAGAAUGUCUUUUAUUUAAUAGAUUUUUUAAAUGUUAACUAUUAAAGCAGAAAAGGUAUACAUGAAGUAAGUAUCUGGUCUUUGUGGCAGAAAUGUGAAGAAAGAAAAUCUUUUCAUACUUCCAUCAAGCUAUAGAAACUGAAGCAGCAAAUAUAUUCUGCUGCAUUAUAGGAUAAUAGGUACCCAGCAGCAUUUAUUUUACCUUGUACCCUUAUAUUUAUACAUAAGAUUUUAAACCAUUUUACAGAAAUUUAAACAUUCGGUAAUCUUUUUUAAAUUAUUGUUAUGUCAUCUAGUCUUAAGUGUAUCAUGUUAAGAUUCUUUUUUAUAGUGAUGGUGAUUUCUUUCACUUAGAAAGAGUUCUUGCACUUACACAAUCAAUUUUAAACACAUUCUUUUUCAUUUCAGAAUUGUGUGUGUGUGUGUGUGUGUGUGUGUGUGUGUGUGUUUGUGUCUUAAAGUAUGUGUUUGUAAAUACAUUUCCAAGUUUUCAGGUCCAGUUUUUUCUCAAUAUUGAACUAUGUGGCAAUCAUAUCUUCAGUGAUCCUUCUACAGUUGUUAAAUGCAUUUCAUUUCUAGGUAUGGGAAAUGCAUCCACAAUCUUACUUUCUGAAAUAAUUUGCAUAACAGUUUCUCUUUUGUGGCAUGGGGAAAAUUACAAAAGGGUCAACCCAUCCAAGAAAGCCAUUAAUAAUUUCUAUUCGUGGGUAAAUUCAUACAGCUGUUUUGUGAGCAAAUUUCAGUGAAGUAAUUUCAGAUGCCUAAAGUGAGUAUUUUGGAUAGCUUAGAAAGAAAGAAACUAUGAAAAGAAAAAAUUAUGGCACCAUAUAAAUUUUGUAACUUAGCAGGUUUCUUUACCUUCUUAGUCUUAACUUUAAAACCAUCUGACUAUACAGAAAAGGUGUUAAAAAUAUUAUCUCAGAAGUUAGAAGUCAUAAUCAAGGAAAACAUUUAUGCUAUAUUUAUAAGAUAUCACUACAUAGUUUACUAUGUAGUUUACUAUGUAGUACACCAUAGUUCAUAUUUACUAAGCUAUAAUAUAGUAUAUCUGUUUGGGGAUUAGCAUAAUCUAUCAUCCCAACCACUAUAGUUUUGUGAACCGUAUUUUAGUAUGAUUUAUUAUAAAUAAGCCACAUGUACUAUAUCAUUUAAUACUUAAUGCAUGUAUGAACCUCUGUUCCACAAAUUCAAAUUUAGUUCAGCUUCUAGAAAUGGAUUUGUAGAAAGUGCUUAGAUAUACAAUCUAUGAAAAGGCAAGGCAAUAAUAUUUGGGUAUUUUUGCUGAAAAACAGUGCCACAGAGUAAGAAGGUAACCACAUGAAAACAACGCAGCAGCAGCAACAACAAGGAACACUUAAAACUGCCUAACAGACUUAAGAUUGAAUUAGCAGCAGCAAUUUGUAUAACUGAGCAAAGGAAAGCUCCAUUGAACCAAACUGCUUACGCUAAGCUUCAAGCAGAUAAAGCAGGCAUGUCAAACUCGCAACGUCACGUGACAUCGCACAAUGUAUCGGGCAGGUUUUGCCAUCGCCUGCAAUGGGGUGGGCGCAGCUUCCAUGUGAUGCGUCUGACCUGCGGGCCGGCAGUUUGAUACCCCUUAGGUAAAGGCAGUGUGGAAUUUAGAUUUGAUGAGCCCCUUAUUAAAAAGUUACAUCACAAAGGUACGUAUCAAAAUAGAACCUUGUCACCACCCCAAUUGAAAACAUACAGUGCAUUCAGAAAAUAGACCCUCUUCACUUUUGUCAAUUUGUUAUGCUGCAGUCUGAUUCUACAGUUGUUG